This is a messenger RNA of Pisolithus orientalis, 476 nucleotides long. RefSeq lists its product as uncharacterized. The record is from RefSeq and is a predicted model, not a curated record. The coding region runs from base 57 to 392 and encodes 111 amino acids. The transcript is spliced from 3 exons. NCBI's taxonomy places the organism in Eukaryota, Fungi, Basidiomycota, Agaricomycetes, Boletales, Pisolithaceae.
GAGGCAAGUGGGCCUCACCGCCACUGCGAAUUUCUCGAACUAGUGUUAAUUUCCUGAUGCACCUCCUCGGUGUGAUGGGAGAAGGAAUUCGAGGAGCCCUGGCUCCCGGCCUCAAGCACGUCACCACAGGAACUCUCAAAGUGGACCAAGCAUUCGUAACGUGCUGCCUCGAUGCCUUCACCGAUCAACCUCACCUAUACGGAGGUUCACCAGAAUUGAAAGAACAUUACCAUUAUCUACAGCUGAUCGCGAAGCAUUGUUCUGACAGAGUCGCUGCUGUGCGUUCAGUCGACCUCGGGAGUAUCUGGUCUUUGCUCUGUAAAAUGGUAUCGGGAACCACCCACCACGACGAUGUCUCCUCGUUUGCGAUUUUCGCUGUAUCGUUUCCAUAGCAGGCUCUCUCAUUCGUCUGGGACGUGACAUAGUUAUACGUACGCUCCCGCAUCUAGCAUUCGUCUUACAUCGGCUGCUGCUGA